CCCUCUGCGGCUGCCGUCGCGGCGUCUUCGACUUCGAGCGGCAGCAACAUGGCGGCCGACGGCCAAGACGACCACAAGGCGGUAGCGGUGGACUUUGUGACUUACGGGACUCCUCUGGAGCCUCUGGAAGAAGACGAGGCCCCGCGUAAGCCCCUCCCCCUCCACGAGCAGACGGUUCGGGAUGAAAAGGGGCGGUACCAGCGGUUCCACGGCGCGUUCACCGGCGGCUUCUCUGCGGGAUAUUACAACACCGUGGGAUCCAAAGAAGGAUGGAUGCCGUCGGCCUUCGUGUCGUCACGGCAACAGAAGGCGGAGAAACAUCAGGCCACGCCCCAAGACUUCAUGGACGACGAGGAUCUGGGCGAGCACGGCAUCGCCCCGGCCCAGAUCACCACCACGCAGCCGUUUGCGUCCCGGGCGGCGACGAUGGCGCCGUGGGACAAGGCCAAGGCCGUCAACGCGCAGACGGCCAUCAUACCGGGAGACAACCUCCUCGACGAACUCAUCGCGCCGGCAAGGUCUUGCAUCGGCGUGGAGCUCUUGACCCGCAUGGGCUGGAAGGCGGGCCAGGGCGUGGGGCCUCGCGUCAAGAGGAAGCCUCGCCGCCAACGCGCCGGCGCCGGCGCCAGGGUCUUUGGCUGCGCUCCGCCCCCUGCCGGCUCUGAGGACUCCGAGGAGGACGACGGCGAGUUCGCCCCCGAGAACGUGACGUUCGCCCCCAAAGACGUGAUUGCGGUGGACUUCGGCGUGAGGGCGGGGCUUCAGGGCCUGGGCUACAGCGGCCUGGAUCCGGCACUGGCGCUGCGCGGCGAGGCCGCCGAUCGUCACCCGGCCCUGUUCUCGCCGCACUCGGACGCCACCAGCAGGCUCUUCAGGGAAACGCCGCGGGGCUCUCGAAGAGGAGGGGGCGUGGCCGGCCAGGCCUUCGGCGUGGGCGCGCUGGAAGACGACGACGACGAAGACGUGUACCAGCGCGACGCCAUGUCCAAGUACGACACCGUGCUGGGGGACGAGCCCGGAGACGGACUCUACGGCUGGACGGCGCCACGCGGCGGCAACGGCGACCACAGAAAGACGCACCACAAGGAGGCGUCGUACCUUGGCAAAAUCCUGGAAGGCUUCACCUUGGCACGCGACUCCCAAGAAAAGAAAAUUAUCUUCGCCGCGCCGCCGCUGCCGGCCGAUUUCCGUCCGGUGCACCACUUCCGCCCCCCGGUGGCCGUGUCGCACGUGACGGGCGUGAGCGCCGCCCUGGCCGAGGCGCUGAGGUCAUCCAAAGGACAGGCGCCCCUACAGGACGCCGCCGCCGCCGGCCGCCACCACAUGGCGUCCGACCAGAGGGGGGCGCUGCUGGGCGAGGCCGCCCUGCCAGGCCCCGCCUCCGUCAUGGAGCUGCUGCGACCCGAAGACCGGCUGCGGUUGCUGCGUUUCCGAACGGCCGCCUCCGUACCUUCCGACCCCCCGCCGCCGAGGGCGCCUCCGUCCGCGGACGCCUCGUUGCGGCAGCGGCAGGAGGAGGCGGCGGCGGUGUGGCGAGGCCGCGACGGCGACCCGCGGGCCUUCAAGCCCUUCGAGAAGAACGCCGGCAAGCAAGCCCGAUACGACGCUUACUUGGGACGACUGCGGCUGGGUGACAAAGAUGCCCUGGAGGCCAGCCUGGACCCUUCCAUGACGGAGUGGGAGCGCAGCAGGGAGAAGGAGGAGUUUGUGCGGGCGUCCAUCUUGUACCGGCCCACCUCCUCCGCGCUGGCCAGCCGCUUCACGCGGGCCAAGCGGGAUGACAAUGAUGACGACGAGAGCGUGGAGGUGGCGGCGCAGACCGAGGGCAACACGGAGGACAAAGAAGCAGCCGUCAAGAUGAAGAUGUUUGGCAAACUGACCCGGGAAACGUUUGAGUGGCAUCCGGACAAGAUUCUCUGCAAGAGGUUCAACGUGCCCCACCCCUACCCCGGGUCGUCCACCGUCGGGCUCCCCAAAGUCAAGCGGGACAAGUUUUCCGUCUUCAACUUCCUGAUGCUGGACCGCGAUGCCGAGCGAGCAGCUCCUCCCAAGGCGGCGCAGGCCACCAAGAAGUCCAGGUGGGACCAGGAGGCGGAGCCGGCCCACGUGUCUGCUCAGCUUUUUCCCCCCCCGAUCAAUUUCACCUCCUUUUUUCUCCUCAUCCUCUUCAGAUGCAGGAAGCAAGAGGCGGAGGAGGAAGAGGACGAAGGUGACGAAGAUGAGAGUGAGGAGGAGGAGGAGGAGGAGGUGCGUCCUCCCAUGGACGUGUUCAAGGCCAUCUUCGCCGGCUCGUCGGACGACGCCGCCGAGUCCUCGUCGUCUUCGUCGGAUGACGACGAGGCGGAGGGCAAGGAGGAAGCCGUCCACGAGCCGCCAAAGAACCUCUUUGACGUCUCGUCCCGCGCCGUCGCCGCGCCCUCCCGGCCCGCAGCCGCGCCUUCCUGCCCGCCGCCGUCCCGGGAAGCGGCGGAGUUCGGUCCCGAGCUUCCUCCCGCCGGUUUCCAUCCCGCCGCCGCCGCCGCCUCCUCGCCGCCCCGCGACAAGAAGCACAAGAACAAGAAGCAACACAAACGCGGGAAAGACAAGAAGAAGAAGAAAACCAAGAAGAAGAAAGACAAAGUGAAGCAGCGAGACGACAAGAGGAAGAAGAAAAAGAAGAAGGCCAUGGAAGAAGAGGACGCAUCGGAGCCAAGCGACGGAGACGGAGAAAGCGUCGCCGCAGAGGAGUUGAUCACCAGGCUGAAGAGCGUGCCAUCGUCGUCGUCGUCGCACCCCCCAUGGCGAUGAUGACCCCUUCCGAACGGCCUCGGCAACUCGGCAAUAAAAAGCAAGUCGUCAACGUU
Messenger RNA from Hippocampus comes (tiger tail seahorse), 2843 nucleotides. It is a transcript of the gene gpatch1, whose product is annotated as G patch domain containing 1. The record is from RefSeq and is a predicted model, not a curated record. The transcript is spliced from 19 exons. Gene Ontology annotation, molecular function: RNA binding. Gene Ontology annotation, biological process: mRNA processing. Lineage: Eukaryota; Metazoa; Chordata; Actinopteri; Syngnathiformes; Syngnathidae. The coding region runs from base 49 to 2787 and encodes 912 amino acids. Gene Ontology annotation, cellular component: nucleus.